Molecule: messenger RNA, 1397 nt
Organism: Fukomys damarensis (Damara mole-rat)
Lineage: Eukaryota; Metazoa; Chordata; Mammalia; Rodentia; Bathyergidae
Gene: Mpi
Product: mannose phosphate isomerase
Exons: 8
Coding region: 57-1328 (423 amino acids)
Biological process (GO): carbohydrate metabolic process; GDP-mannose biosynthetic process
Cellular component (GO): cytosol
Molecular function (GO): zinc ion binding; mannose-6-phosphate isomerase activity
Source: RefSeq, a predicted model, not a curated record
GGGCCGCAGGUGCUGCCGGGAAGGGCGACGUGUUGGAAGCCGGGUCAGUUGGCAGGAUGACUGGACUUCAAGUGUUCCCACUUUCCUGUGUGGUUCAACAAUAUGCCUGGGGGAAGAGGGGCUCCAGCAGCGAAGUGGCGCGGCUGCUGGCCAGCAGUGACCCGCUAGCCCAGAUCUCAGAGGACAAGCCAUAUGCAGAGCUGUGGAUGGGAGCACAUCCCCGGGGGGAUGCCAAGAUCCUUGAUGACCACAUCUCACAGAAGACGCUGGGCCAGUGGAUUGCUGAGAACCAGGACUGCUUGGGCUCAAAGGUCAAAGAUGCCUUUAAGGGCAAGCUGCCCUUCCUCUUCAAAGUGCUCUCGGUGGAAACAGCCUUAUCCAUCCAGGCACACCCCAACAAGGAACUAGCAGAGAAGCUGCACCUCCAGGCUCCACAGCACUACCCUGAUGCCAACCACAAGCCAGAGAUGGCCAUUGCACUCACCUCCUUCCAGGGCUUGUGUGGCUUCCGGCCUGUGGAGGAGAUCCUGACCUUUCUGAAGAAGGUACCCGAGUUCCAACUUCUGAUUGGGGAUGAUGCAGCCACACAGCUGAGGCAGAGUGGGAGCAGUGACCCCCAGACGGUGGCCUCAGCUAUACGCAGCUGCUUCUCCCACCUUAUGAAGAGCGAGAAGAAGGCAGUGGCAGAGCAGCUUAAUGUGCUGGUGAAGCGCAUCUCCCAACAAAUGUCAGCUGGGAACAACAUGGAUGACAUUUGUGGAGAGCUCCUGUUGCGGCUGCACCAGCAGUACCCAGGGGACGUUGGCUGCUUUGCCAUCUACUUUCUGAACCUGCUCACCCUGAAGCCGGGGGAAGCCAUGUUUCUGGAAGCCAAUGUGCCCCAUGCCUACCUGGAGGGAGAUUGUGUGGAGUGCAUGGCGUGUUCAGACAACACAGUACGUGCAGGCCUGACGCCCAAGUUCAUUGAUGUGCCAACCCUGUGUGACAUGCUCAACUACACCCCCACUCCUAGCAAGGACAGGCUCUUCCCCCCAUUGCAGAGUCAGGAAGACCCCUAUCUCUCCAUCUAUGACCCCCCUGUGCCAGACUUCACUGUGAUGAAGAUGGAGGUCCCCAGCUCCGUCACUGAAUAUAAGGUCUUAGUGCUGGACUCUGCCAGCAUCCUUCUGGUGGUGAAGGGGACAACGACAGCCAGCUCACCCAUGACCCAAGCAGCCAUCCCCCUACAGUGUGGUGGGGUGCUCUUUAUUGGGGCCAAUGCAAGUGUCACACUGAAGCAUACUGCACCCCAGGACCUGGUCCUAUUCCGGGCCUGCUGUCUCCUGUAGCAGCCACAGUCUCCCCAGCCAUCCCCUGCUGGUCACUGGUCUAAGCCUCUUCCUGCUGUACAGUCUAGG